Molecule: messenger RNA, 1110 nt
Organism: Candidula unifasciata
Lineage: Eukaryota; Metazoa; Mollusca; Gastropoda; Stylommatophora; Geomitridae
Source: the annotation of a GenBank genome assembly
AUGGAACUUACCAACUUUACAGAGGCCAGUAACGCCACCGCAGCAGACGACUGGUCGGUUGCAAUGAAAAAUGGUCUGGACAGGUCCAUCACGCCAGUUCUCUAUGUGGUGGGUUUCCCCGGAAAUAUCAUCUCAUUCACAAUAUGGCUGCAAAAGAGGAUGCGACAUUCCUCGGGAUAUUACCUUGCUGCUCUGGCACUUGAUGAUCUCAUUUUUCUAGUCUUACAUCUGGUGUACGAGCUGCACACGGCCUGGCAUGUGACGCUCCUAGAUUACCCAUUCGUAUGCGAGGCAUACACCAUUAUAUUCUUAGCUACACAGUUUCUGUCACCGUUUCUCGUACUGGCGUUCACCACAGAAAGAUAUAUCUCAAUAUGCCACCCGUUCAAGAGAGAGACCUUCUGCACUAUAAGGAGAGCCAAGAUUGUCAUUAUAUGCCUGUGCAUCUCUAUGCCUUUUCUUACAGCCAUCAAUGGUUACUUCUGGUACCUCACUGAUACGAAGGGCUGCACUACAAGACCAGAAGUGACGCAAGGUGAAUCGAGAUCACUCUACAACAUCUACAGCACGACCGUUGAUAUGCUUGCGUUUGUUAUCGUCCCUGUGGCUGUUCUAGUUCUCAACAUUUUGGUCAUCAGGGAAAUGAGACGGUUAUCUAGAGUAGAGCAAACUCAGUUACACGGAUCCUCACAGAGAACGGGAUCGACGACAGUCAUGCUUCUUGCAGUCUCCUUUUAUCAAAUUAUAACUACACUACCCGUUACCAUUGCUUAUGCAGUCUACCUUGAGUUCAGCUGCGAAGGGCCACUGCCUGAAUGCUCAGAAGGAAACAAAAUCUACGCAUUAGUACUUACCGUCAUUAGAGAAUACGGCAUUACCCACUAUGCCUUUAACAUUUUUAUCUAUGUAAUCACUGGGAAAAUGUUCCGAGAAGAGCUGAAGAAACUCCUCAUGCGUCCCUGUGCCAAGCUAGCCUCUUCGUUUCCAACUCUUCCCACCGACUACGCCAGUCUGAGGACCAGUGUUCGGGGCAGUGAUAGAAGUAAGACAUGGGUGUCUGUUAACGGUAACCACAACAACGAUCGCAUACCCAAUGAGACUUUAUUGUAG